Dreissena polymorpha is the source of this 2292-nucleotide messenger RNA. Its product is annotated as gastrin/cholecystokinin type B receptor-like. Gene Ontology annotation, cellular component: membrane. The record is from RefSeq and is a predicted model, not a curated record. NCBI's taxonomy places the organism in Eukaryota, Metazoa, Mollusca, Bivalvia, Myida, Dreissenidae. Gene Ontology annotation, biological process: neuropeptide signaling pathway. The transcript has a single exon. Gene Ontology annotation, molecular function: neuropeptide Y receptor activity. The coding region runs from base 331 to 1557 and encodes 408 amino acids.
GAGUAGUUGAAAUUGAAUCGCAAUCCUGGAUGACGAUGACAUGUCGGCACGCAAGACUGAUAAGCAAAGAUACGGGGCGAACCAACAUAUGGCACUUCGAGGAAGGCAGCAGAACGUCGUCAUUCGGAACUCAUUUUGUACAGAAACACGAAAGGGUAAGCACAUAAUUUAAGAAAAGCAAUCAACGCUAUAGAAAGAGCGAUUUGAUUAAGUAUAUUGGACUAUUUUACAAAAAUACUUUCUUACGAUUCCGUGGUGGUUUGCCAUUGUUUUGGUUAGUUUAUUGGAGGUUAAAAAUCAUUCACAAUCUUAAAUCUUUACUGAUACUCAAUGCCAGCAGUGACGAAGGGAAAGAUCACGACGAAAGAGGGGAUGUCUAUUUCGAGCAACGAUACGUACGAGGGCUUCAUGCAGGUGUUGUGUGAGACCAUCAUCAGGUGUAGCCACACCAACCCCGAGGACGAGUGUGCCCGGUUGUUCCCCGAACUAUACGCCCGCACUCAGCACGAGCGCCAGCAACAGAGCACAUUGGUAAUUGAAUCCCGCGUCGUCUUGGUGAUCCUCUACACCAUCAUCACCGCCAUGUCUCUUGUGGGGAACUCACUGGUCAUUGUGACCUUCGCCUUCGACAAACACAUGCGCUCUGUCACCAAUGUUUAUAUUCUCUCACUCGCCGUGGCUGAUUUGAUGGUCACGCUGACCUGUGUGCCGUUUAACAUUGGCUCCGUCUUUACGUCUCACUGGGUUUUUGGAGGGUUCGCGUGCAAGCUGGUGCCUUUCUUCAUGACGUUUUCCGUCGCUUGCAGCUCAUUGACGCUCUGCUCCAUUGCCAUGGAUCGAUACAUCGCGAUCGUCCAUCCGCAUAAACUGAAAUGCCUUCAGAACCCGACGCCGGCUGGCAUAUUCCUCGUGCUUAUCUGGGUGGUGUCGCUGGUGUGCAGUGUGCCGAACGCCGUGUUUUACACGCUUGUGAUGGUCGACUGUAAAAAGACACCAGAGGGCGACGAUAUGUUUCAGUGCGUCUGGCCGGAAAACGAGUACAAGGUUCCGUUGGAGCUGUGGAUGACAUUAGUGGUUCUCUUUAUCGUCCCUCUGGUCAUCAUGUCCACCACGUACGGUCUGAUCGGGUACCAACUGUGGUUCCGGAAGUCCGUCGGCAGCCGCCGGAAUUCUCUCCGGAACGCCGACAUGAAAAAAAGCGUCAUCAAGAUGCUGUUGAUCGUCAUGCUGGCGUUUAUCGUCUGCUGGAGCCCCAUCAUGGUGUUGAACUCCGUGGAGAAGCUCGCCACCACUACCCGGCACAUGGAGACUCUAAAACUCUACUUCCAGAGCCUCAGCAUGGCCAGCUGCUGUAUCAACCCCGUCAUCUACACGUUCAUGAACAGGAAGUUCCGGGAGAAGUUCGUCAGUUACUUGUUUUGUUGGCGGAAGAACAAGGUUGGCAUUGCGAUCAUUUCCAAAGAGACCCGGAUGCUCGCGAGCGAGAACAAGGCUGAUGGUGGCGCUGCUAUGCCGCCUCGCAAGAGCUUGGGUAAUAUUGUCCCUAGGAGGAUCUGAACCUUUGUGUGACAUUCAAAAGCAUUUAAAUGGUAUAAAUCUUCACCCAAAUGCCAUGUUAUGUAGUUGAAACUUUUGUUUAUAUAACGCAGAUAUUCUUAUUGUUCUUUUUUGUUGACUGUAGAUAACACUUUCAUUAAUUUUAUUCCUUGAUUUAGUAUCUAUAUAUUUAUUUAUUUCUGUUUCGAUUUUCAGUGAAAUAAACUUGUUACAUCAAACACGAUGAAAAUCGUAAAUAAAAAAAAGGUAUUACUUUAAAUACGGAAAAAUCCUGACUAUUGGUCCACUUUAAGGAAUUUCGAUUGAAGGAAUGUUGCUUAGUGGUUACUAGUUACUUCCCUUUAUAUGCAAACGGCGGGUGAACAACAUCAUGGCUGCAUUACACGUUUCAAAAAUAGUCAAAUUAAUUGUCUUUACAAAAGCAUAAACAUGAUUUUUGCGAAUGAUCGAGAUUGUUUUUACGUGAUGGUGAAAAUUUAGUUUUACGUUUACGGGGACUAACAAUUCGAUACUUUCGAUAUAAACUUUAACUUACUGUGAAAUAUGUAAAGCUCUUUCACUGCUUUAUUUGCUGUAAACAUUCGUUAUGACCUUUCAGAUGUGUAUUUAUCCCAGCAUUUAAUUACGAUGCAAGAUUUCGGCGUUGUUUACUGCGCAUACAAUGGUAAAGUCUUAUUUACUGAAACCGUCAUGACACUUUACAACGUGCCUUGAAAAUAAAGUUAAUUUUACCUU